This is a messenger RNA of Ilex paraguariensis (yerba mate), 999 nucleotides long. Lineage: Eukaryota; Viridiplantae; Streptophyta; Magnoliopsida; Aquifoliales; Aquifoliaceae. The record is from the annotation of a GenBank genome assembly.
AUGGGGUUUCCGAUUGAACGAAGAGCUGAACACGGCGUCGGAACUCACCAUAAGAGGCAUGCGCUACUUCUUAAUGGAAAAUCUCAACCAAGCAGACCUCUCGGCCACGGCUACCCCUCAGCGUUUCAAUGCUUUCGGACGGCUUCCAUAGCCGAAGAUGCGGUAGCCGAUGCCGUCCGGUCAGCUAAGUUCAACGGCUAUGCCCCCACCGUUGGUAUUCUUCCGGCGAGAAGGGCCAUAGCAGAGUCCCUAUCUCAAGAACUUCCAUACAAGUUAUCAGCUGAUAAUGUUUAUCUAACACUUGGAUGCGCACAAGCAAUCGAAGUCAUAUUAGCAGUCCUUGCUCGACCCAACGCCAACAUUCUAUUGUCAAGACCGGGCUACCCUUAUUAUGCAGCGCGUGCAGCGUAUAGCCAUCUUGAAUUCCGUCACUUUGAUCUUCUUCCAGAGAAAGGUUGGGAGGUUGAUCUUGAUCGAGUUGAAGCACUUGCGGAUGAAAAUACUGUCGCGAUGGUCAUUGUGAACCCUGGCAAUCCUUGUGGAAAUGUCUUUACGUACCAACAUCUAAAGAAGAUUGUCGAUUGCAUUAAGGGCUUUCAAAAUAUAUCCUCUGACCCUGCAACCUUCAUUCAGUUCCACAAAUCCUUGAGAGAACCCCCGAGGAUUUUUUUUUCAAAAAUUGUUGAAAUUCUGAAAGAAGCUGCAGACAUUUGUUAUGAUACAAUCAUGGAGAUCCCUUGCAUGACUUGCCCAAGCAAACCUGAAGGCUCUAUGUUUGUAAUGGUGAAACUAAAUGUAUCACUUCUGGAAGGCAUUGAUGAUGAUGUGGACUUCUGUGUUAAACUGGCAAAGGAGGAAUCUGUGAUAGUUCUACCAGGGGUGACUGUAGGACUCAAGAAUUGGCUUCGCAUAACAUUUGCCAUUGAGCCAUCACUCCUUAAACAAGGCCUUGGAAGGAUCAAAGCUUUCUAUCAAAGGCGUGCCAAAAAAAUACAGUAG